Messenger RNA from Tripterygium wilfordii, 3399 nucleotides. RefSeq lists its product as uncharacterized. The record is from RefSeq and is a predicted model, not a curated record. The transcript is spliced from 13 exons. The coding region runs from base 251 to 2878 and encodes 875 amino acids. NCBI's taxonomy places the organism in Eukaryota, Viridiplantae, Streptophyta, Magnoliopsida, Celastrales, Celastraceae.
CCUUCUCUCUCUAAAAUCAAGGGAACAGAACCCCAUUGCUUCGCCUCCUAUUUUCAUCCUUAUUUGAAAAAAAAAAUAGAAAAAAGAAAAACCCUAAUUUAUCUAUAUAUUUAUUUUCUUCUCUGCUUCUGUGUGUGUUUUAAAGCCGUAAUUUCAGUAAUUUUAUAUUUAUAUUUUUAAUUAGAGAGGGGCGUGGACGAUCUCUAAUUCUCCUAAAUCACACAAAUUUUUUUCAAAAUCUCUUCUCACUAUGGCCUUUCACGUAGCUUGCCCAAUUACAUGUCGCCGAAUCUGCUAUUGCACGCUAGGGUUUCCGCGAGAUCUCCAGGGGGCGAAGGGGAAGACCGGCUUCUUGGACGAGGUUUCGAGAAUCGAGGAGUUCCUGAGGGAUCCUUGGGGAAUUAGGGCUUUGAGGGAGGGUACUGUUCAGGUCUCGGUCCCUAAGGUUGAGCCAGUUGUCGUGCCUGCUGCUGCUCCGAUUGGUGUUUUGAAUGGAGCUGCUGGAGGGGGUGAUGCUGCAGAGGAGGCAGCGUCAGCGCAGCACAAGCGUGUGGCGUUGCAGAGGAAAGCUGCAGCUACAAUGGUGGCUGCCGAGGAUUAUGCCAGGCGGUUUGAGGCUGGUGAUAUUGCGGUUGCCUCAAAAGAUGCUGCUGUGGAUGAGCAGAGCCACUCCAGCAUCAACGUGAUGUGUCGGAUAUGCUUCUUGGGGGAAACUGAAGGAAGUGAAAGGGCAAAGAAGAUGCUUUCAUGCAAAAGUUGUGGCAAGAAGUACCAUAGAAGCUGCUUGAAAGCUUGGGCGCAAAAUAGAGAUUUAUUUCACUGGAGUUCAUGGAGCUGCCCAUCAUGCCGAAUCUGCGAGGUAUGUCGCAGAACUGGGGAUCCAAAUAAGUUUGUGUUCUGCAAAAGGUGUGAUGGUGCCUACCAUUGUUAUUGCCAGCAUCCUCCACACAAGAAUGUGAGUUCUGGGCCCUAUUUGUGCCCAAAACAUACAAGGUGUCACAGCUGUGGAUCCAAUGUACCUGGGAAUGGCUUAAGUGUGAGGUGGUUUUUAGGAUACACUUGUUGCGAUGCUUGUGGAAGACUCUUUGUGAAAGGAAACUAUUGCCCUGUUUGUUUGAAGGUUUAUAGAGAUUCAGAGUCAACACCAAUGGUCUGCUGUGAUGUUUGCCAGCGAUGGGUGCACUGCCACUGUGAUGGCAUCAGUGAUGAGAAAUAUUUGCAGUUUCAAGUGGAUGGAAAUCUCCAGUACAAAUGUUCUACAUGUCGUGGGGAGUGCUAUCAGGUUAAGGAUCUUGAGGAUGCUGUUCAAGAGCUUUGGAGGAGACGAGAUAUAGCAGAUCGAGAUUUGACUGCUAGCCUGAGGGCUUCUGCUGGGUUGCCAACUCAAGAGGAAAUAUUUUCUAUUUCUCCUUAUUCAGAUGAUGAAGACAAUGGUCCUGAUCUGCUGAAGAACGAAUUUGGCCGUUCAAUAAAGGUCUCUCUUAAAGGAUUGGUUGAUAAGUCACCUAAGAAGAAUAAGGAAUUUGGGAAGAAAUCAAGUAAAAUGUCUGCCAAGAGAAAAGGUUAUGAGGAAUCCUUAGUAAGUAAAAUGGAGCCACGCCAGAGAUUUGGAGGACAGAAUGAUACCCAUUCUUUUAGACAUAGUAUGGGUGAUGAUAAGAACAACAAUGUGCAGUCUCACCAAAGUAGAUCAGAUGUACGUUCUUCUCCCAUUGCUGGAAUGGCAAGCCGCUCCGAAGGAAUCUGCAUCAAUCAGCCGGUUGUUUUGAAACAGAAAUUUGUCAAUGAGGUGAUGGUGAAUGAUGAGGAUAGGACAUCCAGAAUUGUCAAGAUCAAGAGCAACAAACCUCUUAGUACAGAUACUGAGGAUGAUGCUGGAAGACUGGAUGGAGAGUUGAAGACUGUGAAGAAGAAGAAAUUAGUUAUAAAUCUCGGUCCACGGAAGAUUAAUGUUACUAACUCUCCAAGGUCUGAUGCUUCAAGUUGUCAAAGAGAACAAGAUUUAGUGAUUGCCAAUGACAGCGAAGAUACGGGACGCCAGAGAAUGAACGAAAAGUUUCUGGUGGAUAGAGAUGAAGGCACUACUAAGUUUGGCAAUGGAGACAAGAUUGAUUACUCUGGCCAAGUUAAAGGCUUGAAGUUUUCUGGCAGAGAAGGGAAUUUGAUAAAGUUUGGAAAAUUAAGGUCUGAAGGAUCUGACUUGAACCCCAAAUCCGGCAGAGGGAUUGCUGAUGGAUGUGAAGCAAAUUCCUCAGAGCACACACAUACUUCAUCAGCGAAAAGAAGCAUUGAAGGAAGUAGGGUUGCAGUUGUUCCUGCUGCUGAAUCUGCCACAUUAAGAAGUGACAAGGCGUUCACUGGGAAGCAAUAUGAGCGCAGACCCGAAAGACAUGUUGAAAGCAAUGAUGGUCGUGGUGAUACAACUGUUUCACAUGCUUUGCCUAAAGAUCCUAAACCUUUGCUGAGGUUCAAAUUUAAGAAACCUAAUCUUGAAAAUCAAAAUUCUUGGACUUCUAACCCUGAGGAAGAGAAGAGCCUGAUUAAGGGCCAACGAUCAAAACGAAAGAGACCAUCCUGUUCUGUGGAUAAAGCUUGUGUUAAUGUAGAUGAGGAUGUUCAGCAAUUGCAUCCUGGCAGUCUAAUGGAAGAGAUGAUGGAUGCUAAUUGGAUACUAAAAAAGUUGGGUCGAGAUGCAAUCGGAAAAAGAGUGGAGGUUAAUCAACCGUCUGAUAAUUCAUGGCAUAAGGGAACUGUCACAGACAGCAAUGAAGGCACAUCGAUAUCUGUUACUCUUGAUGAUGGUAGAGUGAAGACUCUGGAACUCGGGAAGCAAGGGGUUCGCUUUGUUCCUCAAAAGCAGAAGAGGUCAAAAGCAUGAAGACUGGAUGAAGUUGGGAGGGUUACCUCUUUUGGAGACUUUCUUCCUUAUUAGAGGUGAAGGUAGAUCUCCAUUCCCCAAGGGCAGAACAACAUUCAAGUCCAUCUUUCUGGUGUUAUAGCUGUUGAUAUCUCAUUGAAGUAUUCUUCUUGAGGCGAUCAAUCUUCUCCUCUGAAGAACUAUCUUAUCCAAGGAGGAAUUAUUCCAAAGGAAUGUCUUCAUUUUUCUUUCCUUCACACCUUCCCCCCUUUUAUUCCAAUACAACUUUGAUUCAAAACUGUGGCUCCCUUGUCCUGUCCCAUCAAAGUUUCACUCUGUUGUAGCAAAGUGGAAAACUAACAUUUUAUGUCUUUGGCUUGUUAUUGAGUAGGCAGAGGACCUUUAUUAGCAAUCUAGCCAGUUACUGAAAUCCUUUCUUUCUAGGACAGUCGAUUGAUCAUGUUUGUGUUACAAAUGCUUUGAUUGAAGCACUGGGAAGUUCAUUGAAGCUUUGUUAUUGAUUUAUUGUCAUGUUUACAGCA